Molecule: messenger RNA, 1068 nt
Organism: Lycium ferocissimum
Lineage: Eukaryota; Viridiplantae; Streptophyta; Magnoliopsida; Solanales; Solanaceae
Exons: 4
Coding region: 112-693 (193 amino acids)
Source: RefSeq, a predicted model, not a curated record
CCCUCCAGAUUGAAAACCAAAACUAUAAAUACCCUCAGAUCUCAAAAUAAAUAAAUAAAACAUAAAACAAAAAAUUCCGAGAUCGGAAAAAAAAAACAAAAAUACUGAUCAAUGGAAGGAGUAGGUGCUAGAUUCGGCCGGCAAUCAACUCGGUACGGUCCAACCACUGUAUUUACCGGUCCGGUUCGUAGAUGGAAGAAAAAGUGGAUCCACGUCAGCUCGGUUAAAAAGACCACGGUAACUAACGGUGGAGUUAACGGAAAUAAUAACGGUUCUCAUCUCAUGUUUCUCAAGUGGACUCCAAUUACUAAUAACAACACUAGUACUGAAAAGGAUAUUGGUGAAGACGGUGUCGUUUCGAUUGAUGAACCACGCAAGCGUAAAUUCAACAGAUUGGUCUUCUUGUUGUACUUGAGUAAUGUGCGGAUUGCCAGAAUUAUUUUUUGUAUAUUUUCCCUCAGUCAGGGGUUGCUUCUGAUCGCUCUGCUUGAAGAUCUAAAGAAUGAGUCAGACCAGGAUGAGGAUGAAGCUGAACCAGUGGAGGCUGACGCAAAUACCGGGGAGCCAACAUCUCAAGCUGAUGAUUGUGAUGAAAAACCUGACAUCAAUAAUGUGCCAAUGGAAGAAAAUCAGAUGAACACUUUGAUGUUGACAAGGGAAGUUUUGGUCAUCCAUUAUUGGACUAUUGGGUAGAGAGACAAAUGCCACAUGUUGGAGGGAAAUAGAGACACAGGUAAAUGAGCCUAAAGGAGAGAUUUCAGUGGACUGGAGGAGGAUCUGGGAUGGAGGAUUCUGUUUCAAGUAACAAUAAUUAAUUUUUUGGUUGCUGGAUAUGAUGAAGAAACCCCAUUUAUGAAAUAUAAUCGGUACUUUUAGAUCUCCCUAAUACGAAAAAGUUUCUUGAGAAGUUCUCAUAUGUUUUAAGCCAACAAGUUUUCCCCCUUCGCCUCUUUUUUCUUGGAAAAUGAGUUUCUUCUUUUCUUAUUAUCCUUCUUUAUUUUGCUCUGUUUUGUUUGUUCCUAGUGUUGUGUUCUUUAACUUUGUGACUAUAAUGUGCAUGAGUUUCUU